UGGUGUUCAGUUCAUUAGAAUGCUUACUUGGUUAGACUGGGAUGGUGAGCUGGCCAGUCUUUCUUCCGUGUGCUUGCUACUCCCCCAUUCGGUAGACCCGAGGAAUUAAUUAGCAGAAGAAAAGUCUUUGCUCUAGUGACGGGAUUGUCACUUUUAAGAACUGUGCCUGUUCAACUAAGCAGGUGGUGGCUGGCUUCUACUUUGGCUUGGUCAUCUGCUGAGUUUUCUGAAGCACCUCAUCUUGUGUUUGCAUGAAAUCAACAAGGUGACUUUCGAAUUGACAAGCCGCAACUUUUGGCCGAGCAGCUGUUUGUUUCGUUCCACGUUUGCGAUGACUUAUCAUAUCAAGUUCCUCCUUUUGUUUCUGCUCUUUAGGAGCUCAUCGUCUUGUUUUGGUUUUCAACUUGAUAUCCAGUGCCUGUUGUCUGUGCAAGAAUCAGUGAUUGAUUCCAAAGGAAUACUCAUGUCCUCAUGGGAUUUUGUUGCCAAUACAACAGAUGGUUACAUAUGCCGAUUCACUGGCGUGGAAUGCUGGCACCCAGACGAGAACAAGGUUUACGCUUUGCGUCUCGGCAACCUAGGGCUUGAAGGCCCAUUUCCUCAAGGUCUUCAAAAUUGCACAAGCUUGAACAUGUUGGACCUGUCAAGCAACAAUUUUUCAGGACCGAUCCCUCCUAACAUCUCAUGGCAGCUGUCGUAUCUGUCAUCUCUGGAUCUUUCCUUCAAUAAAUUUUCAGGUGAAAUCCCAGAUAGUAUUGCAAAUCUGAUGAAUCUGAAUGGCCUCAACUUUCAGCACAACCAAUUAAGUGGACGAAUUCCUGCUUCUCUGCAGAAGUUUAUUGAUUCAUACUUUGCUGGAAACCAGGAGCUUUGUGGUACACCACUGUACAAGUGUCCUAGGAGGAGAUGGAGACCGAGACGAAUCAGGCUGACCAGCAUCAAUGAUCAGUCCAGCAUCGGAGCAGCUGUCGGAUUUGUCGUGGGGUUCGUGGUGGCCUUCUACUUCCCGCAUUGCUUCAUCUUCUCUGAGAGGCUCAGGGUGUGUUUGGUAGGGUGUAUGAAGGGUGCAUGAGCCCAAGUUCCCUUCUCGACCCACUUUUGGGUGUUUGGUAGAGUGUAUGGAGGAUGCAUGAGUCCACACUAGCUUAGCACAAAUACACUAGAAGCAUGCAUGAAAAGAGCAUGCAUGAAGAGGGGUGUUGAGUUGAGCAUGCAUGAAAAGGGAACAACUAUGCUGAGACGAGAACGCAACCAAACACACCCUCACUGCUUACGUUGUCCGGAUAAUAUGACCCACUUGUUCUGGAACUUUGUCUGCCAUCAACUUCCGGAGGCCAAAGAAGCACUUCCAACAGCAACUCCAGUUUUCUUCCUCAGAGUAACAGUUCACCAACAUGUAUACCUGGUACCCUAGUGAGUGUAGUGUUUUUUCUUCACUUGUAAUGUGAUGAGUCCAAUUUGUGUGAUAGUUUUACUAUGUAAUGCAAAUGGUGCAACGCAUUCUCUUAAAGAAAAGAGUGAUGCACGGAAUAACA
Molecule: messenger RNA, 1535 nt
Organism: Triticum aestivum (bread wheat)
Lineage: Eukaryota; Viridiplantae; Streptophyta; Magnoliopsida; Poales; Poaceae
Product: probably inactive leucine-rich repeat receptor-like protein kinase At5g48380
Exons: 2
Coding region: 332-1072 (246 amino acids)
Molecular function (GO): protein binding
Source: RefSeq, a predicted model, not a curated record